GCGCUCCUUACUUGCACGCAUUAGUGCUCCGUGGCAGGUUGUCUUCGAUUUUUAUGUUCAUCUUUUUCUUUUUUAUGUGAGUUUUUGGAAUAUAAACUUUGACUUUCCAAAAUGUUUCGACAUUUAUGCCUCUUGCUUGCAGUGCUUUGGCUGCAAGUGAAUGCUUAUCAAGUGAGCAGGGAGGAAAUUCAAAGAGCUGUCAACUCUGCCAUCACCAAAGUGGACUCUGCAUAUGAAUAUUCAAGACAAGAGUGCCUUGAACGCGUCAAACGGAACGCGGCCAGACCUCAGGAUGUGUUGCGCGUGCUCAAGCAGCCUAUGGGAGUCACCCGCGAGAUAGCCCGAUCUUCUGAUUACAUGAACAAUGCACUGGAUAUUAUCAAAAGAUCGGCAGAAAGACGUCAGAGACGUUCGCUCAACGCCACCGAUCUGCUGUCUGAGGAGGAUUUGGAGUUCGUUUCAGAUCUGACCGGCUGCUCACCUCGACAGCGCGACCCCUCUUGUAAAACAACAGCCAACGUCGAUGUCUUUCGUACCAUAACCGGCGUCUGCAACAACAAGCAUAACCCCCGAUGGGGAGCCUCAAACAUUCCAUUUGCACGCAUACUGCCUGCUGAGUACCAGGAUGGACUCACUCUGCCUCGGGGGUUUGAGUCUGAGAAGCUCAACGGCUUCGUUCUUCCUAAUGUCCGAGAGGUGUCCAAUCGUGUUCUGACCACACCAAUCGCUAAUGUGGUGAACGACGAGGAAUUCACUCACCUCUUGACCGCCUUUGGACAGUGGAUGGACCACGACCUGACUUUAACACCUCACUCUCCGGUCAUCCGUUCGUUCAGUAACGGCAUUGACUGUGACGAGAGCUGCGAGCGCACUGAACCUUGCUUCCCCAUCAAGAUUCCCAAGAAUGGCCCACGCUUCGGCUCCCAGGAGUGCAUCGCCUUCUUCCGCUCGAGUACCACGUGUGGGACUGGCCCCACAGGCUCCAUCUUUGGCGCAGCCAACGUGCGGCAACAGUUGAACGCCCUCACAUCAUUUAUUGACGCGAAUCAGGUGUACGGCUCAGAAGAUGCCAAAGCUAAAGAUCUACGCAACCUUGACACGGAUGAAGGCUUGUUGAGGGUCAAUACAGAGCACACUGACGAGGGCCGAGAAGUGCUGCCCUUCACCACUAUGGGAGCCAAUUUGUGUGCAACCCGAGCCCGCAUCACCAACGACCCCGACGCCCAGGAAGUGCUUUGCUUACUAUCAGGUGAUGAACGCACCAAUGAGAACAUUUUUUUGACCUCACUACAUACGCUCUUCAUGCGGGAGCACAACCGGCUGGCUCGAGCCCUGCGAAAACUAAAUCCGAAGUGGAAUGGAGAGAGAAUCUACCAAGAAGCACGCAAAAUCAAUGGAGCAUAUUUACAGAUUAUCACGUUCAGAGACUUCUUGAAGCUCAUCGUCGGUCCAGAAAUAAUAUCCAAGAAGCUGUCCACCUACCCCGGCUAUGAUAAGACCGUGGACCCUACCAUCGCCAAUUCAUUCGGAGCAGCUGCUUUUCGCUUUGGCCACUCUAUGAUUCAACCCUUUGUAUUCCGGCUUGACGCUAGUUACGAGGAACACCCGGUGUUCACCUCUCCAUUGCUGCACACAGCCUUGAACACACCAUGGAGGGUUGUUUUUGAAGGUGGUGUCGACCCUAUAUUGAGGGGGCUCGUGGGUCGGCAGGCUAAGUUGAAUGUCCAGGACGCCAUCAUUACGGAUGAAGUGAGAGACAUGCUGUUUAGAUUCUCCUUUGAGUUUGCACUUGAUCUGGCCUCUCUCAAUAUGCAACGUGGCCGAGACCAUGGCAUCCCAGGAUACAACAAAUGGCGUGAGUUCUGUGGUUUGUCACAACCUCAAAAUGAGACGGAGUUGGCUAAAGUGCUGCAAAAUGACGAAUUGGCCAAGAAGCUGAUAGAGCUGUAUGGCACGCCUGAGAACAUUGAUCUAUGGCUCGGAGGAAUAGUAGAACCUCUUGUGUCCGGAGGAAGAGUUGGUCCCCUGUUUGCCUGCCUGAUUGGAACUACUUUCCGCAAGGUUCGCGAGGGAGACAGAUUUUGGUGGGAGAACGAAGGAGUAUUCACCAAGGCCCAGAGAGCCGCUUUGUUGGCAACGUCAUUAUCCCGCAUCAUCUGUGACAACACUGGUGUGAUGGAAGUUCCAAAAAAUCCCUUCCAGUUCCGGCCACGAGGUUCCGGUUACACCCAAUGUGCUGACAUCCCUGCACUGGACCUCACUGCAUGGCAGGAGGACGAACAUGGAUUUUUCCCUAAACCUGAACCGACUCCUUACCCACCAGGCAUGUCAACUACUACUACCCUUUCCCCACCAGGCAUGUCAACUACUACUACUACUACUACUACUACUACUACUACUACUACCCUUUCCCCACCAGGCAUUUCAACUACUACUACCCUUUCCCCACCAGGCAUGUCAACUACUACUACCCUUUCCCCACCAGGCAUUUCAACUACUACUACUACUACCCCUAACCCACCAGGCGAUUCAAACACGACUAAACCCUCCUCCCCAGUAACCCCCAAACCCUAUGGAAACCCUGGACCUCCUGGACCUCCUGGACCCCCAGGGGCACAGGGACCACCCGGCCCCUCCGGAUUGUCCGGCUCUCAUGUGGCCUUCUCUGUGAGACUAGGCAACAACUACCCCAGUCCUGGUGUGCCAAUACCAUUCCGCGAGACUAUCUACAAUGGCCAGACAAGCUAUGACACCAACAGUGGCAAAUUUACAUGCCCAUAUGCUGGAGUGUACGAAUUCCAAUUCCACUGUACCAUCUAUGACCACGCGGCCAGUGUGGACCUUUUGCGCAAUGGAGAGUUGAUCCUGCAUUCAUUCACUACCAGGCAAGAGGGUUACAUCACAGCCAGUGGAAGCACCUACCUUGCGCUGAAAGUAGGAGAUGAGGUAUGGCUUGUGGCCAACUACGGUGGCAAUGGUCUGACCAGAGACAGCUACUUCUCAGGGCAUCUGAUCUUUACUGAGUAUUAGAGCUGUAGUCAAAACAAAGCACUCUUGUACAGUCCGGCAAAAAUAAACACACACACCUCAAUAAAUACAGUUAGAGAAGAAUUCAUCCACCAUCACAAGUUGUUACAAAAUAGGAAUUAUGUGACCAUGUGGAAUUUUCCAUCAUUUUACAUGCUUUUUAAUGUGUGUUUUAAUUGUAAGAGUGCACAAACGAAGAGCCUCGUAAUCGAUAUAAAUACAAACUACACUACCUGACUCAGGGAAAAAAAUGAUAUGAAGUUAUCACUGCUCCAUAUGAUAUAUUUUUUGUAAUUAAUUCUGCCUUUUUAAAUCUUGUUCUUGUCCCAGCCUUCACACUGUUUAUUUCACCGUCAUUAAGAUAUACUAUUGGAUAUUCUUGAAUAAAAGCAAAAGUUUCCUGA
Messenger RNA from Nerophis ophidion (straightnose pipefish), 3431 nucleotides. RefSeq names its product eosinophil peroxidase-like. Bases 112 to 3030 code for a protein of 972 amino acids. Gene Ontology annotation, molecular function: peroxidase activity; protein binding; heme binding. Gene Ontology annotation, biological process: response to oxidative stress. The record is from RefSeq and is a predicted model, not a curated record. Lineage: Eukaryota; Metazoa; Chordata; Actinopteri; Syngnathiformes; Syngnathidae. The transcript is spliced from 22 exons.